Messenger RNA from Aspergillus steynii IBT 23096, 1166 nucleotides. RefSeq names its product putative metallo-beta-lactamase domain protein. Lineage: Eukaryota; Fungi; Ascomycota; Eurotiomycetes; Eurotiales; Aspergillaceae. Gene Ontology annotation, biological process: secondary metabolite biosynthetic process. Bases 98 to 973 code for a protein of 291 amino acids. The transcript has 4 exons. The record is from RefSeq and is a predicted model, not a curated record.
GCUUCCAUCACCACUCCUGUGCAAGCUACCACAUUCACAUGUGCUAUUUCCGAGUUGGCUGAAUACUAAUUUUGCGCUCAUUGAUCUACGCUUGGUAAUGGCUACUCAACUUGUUCCUUUACCGGAGGUGGAGAGACUCAGUUCCUCGGUGGUGAGGAUACUCGGCGGAAAUCCCGGCAAGUUCACAUUGCAAGGAACGAACACAUAUUUAGUCGGCCGAGGGCACCAACGGAUUCUGAUCGACACUGGUGAGGGCAAGCCUUCUUGGGCAUCAAACCUUCAAGCCCUACUGUCGCAAGAGAAUGCCACAGUGCACGAAGCGCUCAUUACGCAUUGGCACGGAGAUCAUGUCAAUGGUCUCCCAGACCUGCUAAAGAUUUGUCCCAAAGCGACGGUCUACAAACGCGAGCCGGAAGACGGCGAAAUUGAUAUCGAAGAUGGCCAGAUCUUCAGAGUUGACGGCGCUACGCUGAGGGCAAUGCACACGCCCGGACACACUGUUGACCACAUGGCCUUCGUUCUCGAGGAAGAAGAUGCCAUCUUCACUGGAGACAAUGUUCUGGGCCACGGGACUGCAGUUUUUGAAGAUUUGAGCGUGUAUCUGUCUAGCCUACAGAGAAUGCAAAAUCGGGUUUCUGGUCGUGGGUAUCCUGGCCACGGAGCGGUCAUUGAGAACGCCACGGCGAAAGUCACCGAAUAUAUCAAGCACCGAAAGCAGCGCGAAGAUGAGGUGAUCCGGGUCCUGCGUUACGGCAAACUUGACGUGUCCGACCAAGAACGAUCGCCCGCGCGGAAGCCAUCGAUGACACCCAUUGAACUGGUCAAAGUGAUCUAUCGAGAUGUUCCGGAAAGUCUUCACCUGCCCGCGUCACACGGUGUUCUACAGGUGUUGAUGAAACUGGAAAUCGAGGGGAGGACAGUCCAUGACACGGAAACGGGAAAAUGGCGACUAGCAGAGAAGUCUACACUAUGAUUGAUGGGCCGAAUUCCGCCAUCGACCAUGACGCCACUGCAUGGUGUUUGGGAUAGACGACUGCGUUUCUGGGAAUGGGCGUCCGUGGUCAUGGAAUGCGCCAGACCUAUCACAAGGCGGGUCGAGACAAGAAGGCGCUCGGAGUCGGUAGGGGUAUGGCGUCGGUAGAUACAGCAUUCCUUUGUUUGAAUUC